Psammomys obesus (fat sand rat) is the source of this 1148-nucleotide messenger RNA. It is a transcript of the gene Hcst, whose product is annotated as hematopoietic cell signal transducer. The record is from RefSeq and is a predicted model, not a curated record. The transcript has 5 exons. Gene Ontology annotation, cellular component: membrane. Lineage: Eukaryota; Metazoa; Chordata; Mammalia; Rodentia; Muridae. Gene Ontology annotation, molecular function: phosphatidylinositol 3-kinase binding; signaling receptor binding. The coding region runs from base 813 to 1052 and encodes 79 amino acids. Gene Ontology annotation, biological process: positive regulation of phosphatidylinositol 3-kinase/protein kinase B signal transduction; regulation of immune response.
UCCCCCUGCCUCUGCCUCCCGAGUGCUGGGGUUAAAGGGGUGCUACUAUGGCCAGUGUCAGUAGUUGCUCUAAAUGAGAGGGGAAACGGGUGUGGGUGAGCUUCCCCGGAGCUCUGAAGUCGGCUGGAGAAGCCCAGCCUUUUUGUAUGGAUUUCCAGUCUUUAACACAGUUGACAUCAAGUACCUUUGUCCGUGGAACCAUUUCUCUACCCUCCUCCUGUUUUUGAUACGUGUGGCUGGCCUGGCACUUGCUAAAUCAGCCAGGCUAGCCUUGAACUUACAGCCACCUUCCUCCCUUGGUCUCCCUAGGGUUCGCCGUACAGGCUGGGCCAUGGUGCCCUGCUCACUUAUCCAUCCCUCUAAAGACACUUCGCUGUGUCUUUCGCUGUGUGCUCGGGAUAGAGAGGUGUGAGCCAAACAGGAAUUCCCAGCCCUACUAGGGGACCGACUUUCUCAGUUCCCGCUUUGUGACCUUCCUUAGCACUUAACCGUGAUGACUAAGUUUCUCUCCUGCUUUCAACACUGUUUCCUUGCGUUGGGCCUCUCCCUCCCUUGCUUCCACCUUCAGCUUCCCUAGCUGGUUCCCUCUCCUCUGGCAGUGCGUGUGGGUGCGUCUGUACUUUAGUGAGCUCACCCAGCCUUAUGGCUUUAAAUGCUUCCUUCAGCCAGCAGCCCUCUCAUUUACAUGCCAGGACCGCACUCAUCCCUAAGGCUCUGAACUCCAACUGGGGACAUCCACAUCUCCAGAGAGAUCUACCAGGACUUCCCUGGACCACAGUCUUUGGCCGGAUCCCUUCAGGUCCCAGCCCAGCAUGGCCCCUCCAGGCCACCUCCUGUUCCUGCUUCUGCUCCCAGUGGCUGCAAGUCAAACGCCAGCAGGUUCCUGCUCCGGAUGUGGGCCUCUGUCCCUGCCGCUCCUGGCAGGCCUGGUGGCUGCAGACGCGGUGCUGUCGCUCCUAAUCGUGGGGGCGGUGUUUGUGUGUAUGCGCUCACUCGGCAAGCCUGCCCAAGAAGAUGGCAGAGUCUACAUCAACAUGCCUGGCAGACGGUGACCUCAUCUUUGGCUUCUGACCUCUCACCCCGGAUCGCAUCGCGUAGGGGUGGCUGGGGACACGCUCCUUCGGAACUGGAAUAAAGCGAUACAAAUA